UUCGAAGGUGACGACUACGAAGGUGUGAGACACGCAUCAAAGGCAUAGGAAUCACUGGAGAAGAAAGAUUUAGCCAUUAAAGGUGCACUAUUCAUAUAAUCAUACAUAAUGGCUGGAACUGGAAGUGCAAGUGCAAGUGCAAGCUCUAGUUCAGUUGCAAAUGUCCGAACUGAAAAUGCCCCCUUUAAAAUUGAUCAAGAUUCACCACUUUGGCAUUAUACAACAAUGAUCAAGCCAGUGUCUGGUGGUGGGGGUUUUGUUUGGCAAUGCAACCAUUGUGGCACUGAGUAUACCAGCUCAUACUUUCGAGUGAAAGGCCACCUUUGUUUCAUCCCUGGGCGUGGAAUAAAAUUUUGUAAGGGAUCAGAUGGCAAGGGGCUGUCAAAAGCUCUAGUUUUGGGAUAUAUUAAAGAACAAGAGGAAGCUGAUAGGAGAAGUAGCAAAGCAAAGACUGAUCAUCCUCUUGUCCAUCCAAGCUCAAUGUCUAAGAGGCCUUCUAGUAGCAUUGGCUCCACAAGACCAGCUGGUUCACAUCCUUUCAUGCAAAACCCACCAGUUGAUGCAGUAGAGAAUCAGAAUGUUGUGGCUUCACGAAAAAGAGGUGCGAGACGCCUUGAGUUCUAUGGUCAUCAACAGCUUGUGGAGUGUAUGGAAGCAGUCCCACACAAAAAGAGCUCUAAAAGUAAGAACAUUGAUCCUUAG
This is a messenger RNA of Cryptomeria japonica (Japanese cedar), 702 nucleotides long. RefSeq lists its product as uncharacterized. The record is from RefSeq and is a predicted model, not a curated record. The coding region runs from base 109 to 702 and encodes 197 amino acids. The transcript has 3 exons. NCBI's taxonomy places the organism in Eukaryota, Viridiplantae, Streptophyta, Pinopsida, Cupressales, Cupressaceae.